Talaromyces rugulosus is the source of this 1647-nucleotide messenger RNA. RefSeq lists its product as uncharacterized. Gene Ontology annotation, molecular function: protein binding. Lineage: Eukaryota; Fungi; Ascomycota; Eurotiomycetes; Eurotiales; Trichocomaceae. The transcript is spliced from 2 exons. The coding region runs from base 1 to 1647 and encodes 548 amino acids. The record is from RefSeq and is a predicted model, not a curated record.
AUGUCUUCUGUUGAAGUCCAGGAGGCGAAGCCAGCUGUAGCGAAGGGCUGGGAUUCUUUGCUCCCUGAGCUACAUUUGGCGAUUUUCAGGGAGUUUCUUGCUCUAGGAGAACACGUCGAUCAUCACUAUCCAGACUCUUGUAGGGAGAUACUAGAGACUCCAUCAGACUGGGACCUAAGCACUCGUCGUUCUUGGCAUAUGUACAGGCGUCGCAAUGUCAUCGCCCCCUUGGAUACGCCUAUCGAUCAGAACACCUCAAAGUGCGACGUGUGUGUUGACAUUAACAGUGCCUUGACUGUCUGUAGAUCAUGGAACAUACUUCUGAAAGACCAGAUACUUCGACGCUUGAGUCUGGAGUUGAUCAUCUACAGAGGGAGUUCUUCACUAGCUGAGAGUGCACUUCUUCGUUGGACUGUACGGGCUGUCAAAUUGUCAGAUGGGGACGACGCACCACUGCCGUGGAUCUUGGACAGUGGAACUGAUCUCUUAGCGGUCGCUGUGCGUCGCGGACUCCCAGAUUGUAUCGGACCAUUGGCGGAUCUCUUCCCAAGCAAGGAAGUUAUGUCGCUAUUCGGCGGUGACUGGGUUGGAUGCAGAUGUUACGCACACGUCGCAGCAGCGAAUGGCAACGUAGACGUUCUCCGUCUUCUAAAGUUGCACGGUUUCAACCUCCAUCAAGAAGACACUCGGGGACGAACACCAGUUUGCAUUGCAAUCCGCUGCAAUAACAUGAGAGCGGUAGAGUAUCUACUUUCCAUUGAAAAUGCCAAGAGACGCUUCGACCGCGAGGCACUUUCAUACGCUGUUUACUUCAGUCCCGUUACUACAGUGGAACUAGUUGCCCAACAUAUCCUUGAAAGAUGUCGGUCGUGGGAGGAAAGAGUCAAGGCGUACACGACAGCCCUCUCAUGGUCACUUCGACGGCAUGAUCUUUCUACAAAUGAUGAGGCCGCCAGGUACCUUGUCGAAGCACUUCCCGACAAGCAUUUAGUUGGAAUGGGGCCUAAAUACAUAAUUACCGCAAUUCAUCACGGGGCAUGUGUGAACCUUAUUAAACAUCUUAUUGACAAAGGCGCCGAUGUCAAUGCUUCGAGCCCUUCACAUCUGGAGGUGCCAUUGGAAACUACUAUUAGCCGAGGUGAUGAAGAAAUCAUUCGUCUGCUCCUCGAUUCUAGAGCAAAAUGCACACCGCAAGCCUUGUGCCGUGCUUCAACUUCGACAGAAGAAAUAUUAGACCUAGUAUUCGGGUAUUACGUCUACCGAGACAUUGACCUGUACCAAUGUGUGACUAUUGGCAAUUCUGUGGUGGUUCAAAGACUCCUUGCCUUUGGCAGAAAUCCUAAUCCGUCGACCGGAAGUGCAAAUGCAUUGCAGAUGGCUGUCCUUCGUGGGUCUUUGGAGAUUUCCACAAUGCUUCUUGAGGCCGGCGCGAAUCCCAAUCACUUUGUCGACAACUUCAUGGAGGGAGCAUGGGGUACGCCACUGUACAUAGCAACUAUCCACUCCAACAUCCCAUUGGUUAAGCUUCUCCUGCGCCACGGAGCCGAUUCUACUUGCUCUCCGCAUUGGCGUAGAAAGCCCGUUCUACACGUGAAUGUUGGUCAAGGCCCCAUGCCUCUAAUCAAGGUUCUCGUCGAGUAUGACUGA